This is a messenger RNA of Brassica rapa (field mustard), 1050 nucleotides long. RefSeq lists its product as uncharacterized. The record is from RefSeq and is a predicted model, not a curated record. Lineage: Eukaryota; Viridiplantae; Streptophyta; Magnoliopsida; Brassicales; Brassicaceae.
AUGGCCGAUCUGUUGCAGAAAGUGAUUCAAGCGAUGUCACUUGAAGAAGAAGAACCGCUGACCUUGCCAGAUAGUCCAAGAUUCCGAGUGAUUGAUGAAAACCAAUUGAGCUUGUUGGGGCGUUUGCUAAAUCCGGACUGUCAAUCUGUGGCAAGAAUGAUAGAGUAUAUGCCUACAGCUUGGAGAGUGGACGGCAGAGUGCGGGGUAUAGCCCUAUCUCGUGAUCGUUUUCAGUUUGUGUUUCAGCGAGAGGAAGACUUGCUAAAGGUGCUGAAAGAUAGGCCUUGGUCCUAUAAUUACUGGGCUAUGGCUUUGGAACGAUGGACUCCAAAUCCACCACAAGAUUUCUUGCAAUCUAUGGAUAUUUGGAUUCGUAUCCGUCACAUACCGUCGAUCUUCUUCACAACAGAGACGAUGAACAAACUGGCUUCUGAGGUCGGUAGAGUUGAGGUGAUAGCAUAUGAUCCGAAGGUGUCUCACACUAAGGACUACAUUCGUGCCCUGGUGCACUUUGACACCAACAAACCAGCGAAAGCAUAUCGCAAACUCAAUAUUCCGGAAGGUGGGACGGUCACCAUUGAGUUUGAGUAUGAGAAAAUACACAAACGGUGCUUUCAUUGCUUGAGGCUUACUCAUGAAAAGAUUAAGUGUCCUAUGUUGAAGAGAGGGGGACUCAGAGAACAGAAGAAUCUGGACACUCCGAGACUACAACUUGGUCCGAUCGUCUCUGAACCUGGUGAUGGCCCUCCUGGAUUUCCGAUAUUAUUUCCUAAGCUCUCGAAGGAGGACCGCAAAAUGGCCAUGCUCUAUAUCUCUCAUUCCGACCCGACGGAGCGCUUAGCUCGAAUUGAGCAUGUUAAACAAGGUAUUGAAGAGAACAGAGUGUCCUCUUCUGUUCAUAUGACACGUAUCACAAUAGAGCUUGAUAAAGGGAAAGGGCAUGUUUUCUCCUACACUGAGCUUCUGGAAGCGCAACACUGUGGUACGUCGGCUAAGAUAGGAUGUGUCCCAGUGGGGAACAGAGUUGACAAGGGUGAUGAUGAAACAUAG